AUGGACAAAAUACAAGGUAAUACCUUAUCUCGACGCACUGGAAAUGAACCCAUGACACAUCAUAUCCCACCACCUGCAGUGGCGGUAUUGAAAGGCAGCCAACUCAAUAACAAUAAGACCAAAUCAGUUAAAGCACUUGGAGCAUCUAUGUUUAUGAAUUCAAAUAAGGCGAAAGAGUUGCCUCAUGGUGGUGAGUUUUGGGGAAAACCCAUGAGCAAACUGGAGACAUUGCUUUAUAGAACAUUGUUGGUAAUCCUUUACAUUUCGUAUGGAUUAUUUAGAUAUGGACAAUACCAAUACAAUAAGAUGAAACUAAGAAUACUUAAUGUGAUAUAUAAUCCUGCAAGUACUCCUCAAUUAAUUAGACAGGAUGUAAGAAAAUUAGAGAAGAUACCCAAAAGGAUCGCUGCGAUACUGGAAAUGAAACCUGUUGGAUUUGUUGGAGGUGGAUUGAAGGGUCUCUUAAAUGACGGUAGUGAAAUCGUAUGUUGGACAGUUUCUGCUGGGAUUAAACAUUUGAUGCUUUAUGAUUAUGAUGGGAUAUUGCAAAAGAAUGUUUCUGAAUUUCAAACUGAAAUUGAAAAUAAAUUAACUCAAUAUUAUGGACCUGGAAAUGUGCCCAAUUAUGCUAUCAAGAUUCCACAUUCUAAUAAGAUUUACUACAAUAAUCAUGCUGAAAAAACGGAUGAUGAUGAAAACAAUAAGAAAGCUGGCAAGAUCGCUAUUGAAGUGUCUUUACUUUCAAAUAGGGACGGUAGAGAAACCAUCGUUGAUUUAACGAAAACAAUGGCAGAUUUGUGCUCUAACAACGAACUAAAACUUUCAGAUAUCACUCUACAAUUGGUGGAUUCAGAAUUGGUACAUUUAGUUGGUAAGGAACCAGAUUUAUUAUUAUAUUUUGGUCCUGCGUUGGAUCUACAAGGAUUCCCACCUUGGCAAAUUAGAUUAACAGAAUUUUAUUGGGAGACAGAUAAUAACGAAGUAACGUAUUCUGUGUUUAUCAGAGGACUUAAACAAUAUGCAGGAUGUAAAAUCAACGUUGGUAAAUGA
Naumovozyma castellii is the source of this 1050-nucleotide messenger RNA. It is a transcript of the gene NUS1, whose product is annotated as ditrans,polycis-polyprenyl diphosphate synthase. The transcript has a single exon. Lineage: Eukaryota; Fungi; Ascomycota; Saccharomycetes; Saccharomycetales; Saccharomycetaceae. Bases 1 to 1050 code for a protein of 349 amino acids. The record is from RefSeq and is a predicted model, not a curated record.